Molecule: messenger RNA, 1317 nt
Organism: Lotus japonicus
Lineage: Eukaryota; Viridiplantae; Streptophyta; Magnoliopsida; Fabales; Fabaceae
Exons: 3
Coding region: 1-741 (246 amino acids)
Biological process (GO): L-valine catabolic process; thymine catabolic process
Cellular component (GO): mitochondrion
Molecular function (GO): methylmalonate-semialdehyde dehydrogenase (acylating, NAD+) activity; malonate-semialdehyde dehydrogenase (acetylating, [NAD(P)+]) activity; DNA-binding transcription factor activity, RNA polymerase II-specific
Source: RefSeq, a predicted model, not a curated record
AUGGAAGAUUAUGUGAAGAAGAGGAAGAAGAGGGAGGAAAAGGGGUUUCACGGCUGGGGUUCUGGGAAUGUUGAGCCUAGCAAUAUCAUUCCGUGGGUGCCCCCUCGUAUAAGCGUGGACGCCACACAUUUAUUUACAACUGACCAGAUAUUUGAUACUCGUGAUGAGCUUGAACAAUGGGCUAAGAAUGUUGGAAAGGCGAAUGGUUAUGUGCUGGUGAUCGCAAGGUCUGACUAUGCUAUAAGUGGAGGAAAGGUAUUUGUUACUAUUAAGUGUGCGAAGCAUGGUAUUUACAGGCCAUACAAGGACCCGAAUACAUUCAAGUACAAAAAGACCGCAUCACAAAAGACUGAUUGUAAGUUUAAUCUCAAAGGACGACCUACGAAGGGUGAUAGAAUGUGGUGGCUGAAAGUGAUGGAUGGUAAACACAACCAUGAACCAGCUAAAUCACUAGUUGGCCACCCCUACGUUGGUCGACUAACAGAGGAAGAGAAGGGGCUUGUGGGCACCAUGACUAGUACUUGGACUCCACCGAGACAAAUACUAGCGGCAUUGAAGGAAAACAAUCCAAGUAACUUGACUACAAUCACUCAAGUUUACAGUUGCAACAAAAGGUUUAAAAAAGAGGAGAGGGGACCAUUGACAGAAAUGCAACAUUUGAUGAAGAAGUUGGUAGAAGCCAAGUAUGUUCACUUUGAAAGGCAACAAGCUGAUUCAAGUGAGAUUAGGGAUCUCUUUUAGGCUCAUCCUGAUGCGGUCAGACUCUUCAACACAUUCCCUCAUGUGGUCAUCAUGGAUUGCACGUUCAAGACAAACAGAUAUCAGAUCCCCUUGCUUGAAAUGGUUGGUCUCACUUCUACGGGGUUGACUUUCUCCAUAGCAUUUUGCUACAUAGUUAGGGAGCACACAAUUGACUAUGUUUGGGCCUUGGAGUGCAUGAAGUCUCUUAUUGCCGAUGAUGCCAGAUUACCUCAAGUGAUUGUGACUGACAGAGAUUUGGCUUUACUGAGUGUUGUUAAGCAAUGUCUUCCCAAUUGUACCAAUUUAUUAUGCCGGUUCCACAUAAACAAGAAUGUGGAGGCAAAGUGCAAAGUGUUAAUUGGCACGGAUGAUUUUGCCCUUUCAGUGAUGGAGAACUGGAAAUGCCUGAUAUAUGCUGAAACAGUGGAACAAUUUGAUGAGGAAUGGAAGGAAAUGUGUGUCAUGUGUAAGGACUUCCCAGAUUUCAUAUCCUACAUUUCUACUACAUGGUUAAAGCACAAGGAGAAAUUUGUGAGUGCGUGGACCAAUUCUGUGUUGCAUUUUGGAACAACAAUG